This is a messenger RNA of Erigeron canadensis, 1563 nucleotides long. Its product is annotated as transcription factor MYB61-like. Bases 189 to 1325 code for a protein of 378 amino acids. NCBI's taxonomy places the organism in Eukaryota, Viridiplantae, Streptophyta, Magnoliopsida, Asterales, Asteraceae. The transcript is spliced from 2 exons. Gene Ontology annotation, biological process: regulation of stomatal movement. The record is from RefSeq and is a predicted model, not a curated record.
AGUCUUUAUCUUUCUCUCUCUCUCUCUCUCUUUUUCACUCACACACAAACACAUACACAGAAAUUGCUAUCAAAAAACCUCUUUUAUUUUUUGGUGACAGUUCACACAAAAAAGUAAUCUUCUUUAAAUUAAAAAGAAAAACAACCUUUAUUACUCAUCUUAAUUUGUGUAGAAUCUGCAACACCCACAUGGGAAGGCAUUCUUGUUGUUAUAAGCAAAAGCUAAGAAAAGGUCUUUGGUCCCCUGAAGAAGAUGAAAAACUCAUUAAACAUAUCACUAAAUUUGGCCAUGGCUGCUGGAGUUCUGUUCCUAAACUUGCUGGCCUUGAAAGAUGUGGCAAAAGUUGUAGGCUUAGAUGGAUUAAUUACUUAAGGCCUGAUUUGAAAAGAGGCACAUUUUCUCAACAAGAAGAGAAACUUAUUAUUGAAUUACAUGCAGUUUUAGGAAACAAGUGGUCGCAGAUAGCUGCACAACUGCCUGGAAGAACAGAUAACGAGAUCAAGAAUUUAUGGAAUUCUUCUAUAAAGAAAAAAUUAAGACAAAGAGGAAUUGAUCCCAACACACAUAAGCCACUUUCCGAGAUUAAUGAGGAUCAAAAAGCUCCGUCUGGAAGUAACGACAAAACGUCACAAGGUUCAUAUAAUCUGGAGGAAAAAACUCAGCCAACUGUUGCAUCGGUGAUGGCAACUUCUUACACCAACCUCAUUGACAACUCUCCACCCGCCACACACGAAUUUUUUCUUAAUAGAUUCCUCACUUCUCAUGAAUCAUCCAAUAAACAACCCGAAUCCCAUCACCAAAUGCCGAAUUUCCUCCCUUUUAACUACACCCAACAACAACAACCUCCAGAAUCAUCGGGUGAUCAUCUUUUCUUCACUGAUACUAAAACGUCGUCAACAGAGCUUUUGCACGAAUACAACACGUCUAUCUUGAAUAAUUCUCUAAUCUCGGCUACACAACGCAACACGGGUAGCUACAACAACAAUAAUUGGGGGACUAAUAGUGGAUUUUUUCAGUCAAAUAGUACAUGGGGUUUAACUGAUUGCACAAAAACAACUACUACUACUACUACUACUCAAAGUGGUCAUAAUCAAAACCAAGUUCAAGUUAAUGAUACUACUACUAUUAUUGAUAGAGAUCAGCAACAAGAAUACAUCAAAUGGAAUGAACAAUAUCUUCCAUUUUUGAUGGGCAAAUCAACAAUUGAAACCAAACCUGAAGUCAACUUUGGGGUCAACAGCAAUAAUGAAUUGUAUCAAAGUGUGGAUACUAAUUAUAACAAGCAUUUUCAAAGGAUUUCAACCAGCUAUGGACAUUUUACAUAGAGAAAUUUUUUUCUUUUUUUUACAACAAAUUCAUAAUUCAUACUGGUGUGAGCCUUCUAGAGGUUUUUUUUCUUCUUUCACUUUUUUUCUUUUUUCAUAUUUAUUAAAAGUUGUGUAUAUAGGCUGAGAAAGAUUUGUCAAUUUAUUUGAUUUUAUUAUAAGUUUGCUUCAUUUUCAAACAACGGAUAGUUUUCAACCAUAUUGCUUUUAAUUUUCAUCCUUCAUUGAUAUCAAAUAU